Mugil cephalus (flathead mullet) is the source of this 804-nucleotide messenger RNA. RefSeq names its product C-type mannose receptor 2-like. The transcript has 3 exons. NCBI's taxonomy places the organism in Eukaryota, Metazoa, Chordata, Actinopteri, Mugiliformes, Mugilidae. The coding region runs from base 37 to 804 and encodes 255 amino acids. The record is from RefSeq and is a predicted model, not a curated record.
CUUCAGACUGAGAAUAUCAGUUUCAUCUAAGCAGCAAUGAUGCGGGGGAAUCUGUUUCUGCUCAUUCUGAUGGGUCAGUGUUCAUUCGUUCUGUGUAGGCUCUACGAGUACCACUUCAUUGAUACGGAAAGAACCUGGGAAGAAGCCCAGAAGUACUGUAGAGACAACUAUUCAGACCUGGCCUCUGUGUUUGACCAGUCAGAUGUGGAGAGACUCAAAGUUCGAGGUAAUGAAUUCACAGAGGAAGCCUGGAUUGGUCUGCAAAGCAUCGCUGGAAAAGAGAAACGUAUGUGGCACUGGUCUCUACCUGGGGUGGAGUUCAAUGAGACAAAAUGGCUUAAUGGUGAGCCAAAUGACAAAGGUUCAGAUGGGAAGCCUGAGAACUGUGUGGCGAUGGAUGCCCCAGACAAAUGGAAGGAUUUUGCUUGUGCCGAGCUAAAACAGUUUGUCUGCUACGAUGAUAAAGUGAUCCUGAUCAAAGAAAGUAAGACCUGGGAGGAAGCCUUGUAUUACUGCAGAGACAACUACAAUGACCUGGUCUCCAUCACUAACCUUGAUGAACAGAGAUGGGUUCAAGAGAGAGCCAAGAACGCCUCAACUCCUUUUGUCUGGCUGGGACUGCGCUACACCUGCACUCUGGAUUUCUGGUUCUGGGUCAGUGAUGAGGUAGUCAGCUAUAAGAACUGGGCCUCAGAUGGAAGGAAUGAUGACUGUGACAUGUCUGGAGCCAUGAAAACAGGAGGAGAACAUCAGUGGGUCACAAAAAUCGAUGACAAGAAGUUUAAUUUCAUCUGUUCUAAGUAA